Messenger RNA from Aricia agestis (brown argus), 568 nucleotides. Its product is annotated as THAP domain-containing protein 2-like. The record is from RefSeq and is a predicted model, not a curated record. The transcript is spliced from 4 exons. Lineage: Eukaryota; Metazoa; Arthropoda; Insecta; Lepidoptera; Lycaenidae. Gene Ontology annotation, molecular function: sequence-specific DNA binding. The coding region runs from base 104 to 568 and encodes 154 amino acids.
UCAGAACGUAGUCAAAACAUUAUGGCUGCCGAUUGUUGACAGCAUCUCUGUUCGAUUUUUUACAUAAAGUAAAUAAAGCAUAUUAUUUUUAAUACAAAAUACAAUGAGUUGUGUACUUCGAGGUUGUAAAAGUGUAUGGUAUCCAAAUUGUGGUGUGAAAUUUCACGGGUUCCCUAGUGACCCUGACCUGAGGCAAGCUUGGUUAUCUAAAAUACCAUUAAAAUCAAAUUAUUAUAAAUCUGCCAGAAUUUGUAGCCUACACUUUCGAUCUGAACUUGAAGACUAUGAUGUCAAUAGACCUGACCGCUUAUUGAAAUCUGCUAUACCAAAGAUUUGUGGGUGUUGCGAAACAUUGGAAUGUCUUAAUAUUCCUUCAAGCUCACAAGAAACUCCUUGCGCUAAAGCGUCAGCAAUGCCGAUACUUGAAAAAUAUCUCGAUGAAAAUGAACCACCUAAAAAGAAACAAAUUGUGGAAGUGCAAGAAGCUAUCGUUUUACCUGUUUGCUCAUUAUUUAAAAAUAAUAGAAAUAUAUUAAAACCAAUGUUAAAAAGGUUUGAAAUCAGAUGA